AUGGGAGACGCGGUCCAUGAUUUGCAAAAGGCCGUGUCGAAAGGGAAGAUUAGGCAAGUAAAGCAACUUAUCAAACAGGGGGCUAACAUAAACCAGGCAAACCAAAAUGGGAACACGUGUUUACACAUCGCAGUGAAGAAUGACCAAAGAGGCAUCAUUAAAUACCUCAUUAAACAUGAAGCUGAUGUCGAAAAAGGCACGUCAACGGGGCAAACACCCUUACAUCUUGCUGCCUCACAUGGACUUCUUAAGGCAAUGAAAAUUAUUCUCAGUCAUGGAGCCCAAAUAAAUAAUGGAGAUGAUACUGACUGGACUCCAUUACACAUUGCCACCAUAAAUGGUCAUCUUGAUGUCAUCAAAUAUCUCAUCAGUAAAGGAGCUGAAGUGAACAAAGGGAAUAAUCAUGGAAGUACUGCCUUAUGCAUUGCAUCCCUUAAUGGUCACCUUGAUGUGGUUAAAUAUCUCAUCAGUCAAGGAGCUGAAGUGAACAAAGGGAAUAAUAAUGGAAGUACUGCCUUGUACAUUGCAUCCCUUAAUGGUCACCUUGAUGUGGUUAAAUAUCUCAUCAGUCAAGGAGCUGAAGUGAACAAAGGGACUACUACUGGUUUGACUGCAUUGCACAGUGCAUCUGAGAAUGGUCAUCUUAAUGUCACCCAGUAUCUCAUCAGUCAAGGGGGUGAGUUGAAUAGAGGGGAUGAUACUGGGUCGACGGCAUUACACUACGCAGCUGAGAAUGGGCAUCUUGAUGUCUCCAAACAUCUCAUCAGUCAAGGGGGUGAGUUGAAUAGAGGGGAUGAUACCGGGUCGACGGCAUUACACUACGCAGCUAAGAAUGGGCAUCUUGAUGUCUCCAAACAUCUCAUCAGUCAAGGGGGUGAGUUGAAUAGAGGGGAUGAUACCGGGUCGACGACAUUACACUACGCAGCUGAGAAUGGGCACCUUGAUGUCUCCAAACAUCUCAUCAGUCAAGGAGCUGAAGUGAACAAGGGGAACAACACAGGUUGGACUGCAUUACACUGUGCAGCUGAGCAAGGUCAUCUUGAAGUCUCCAAACAUCUAAUCAGUAAAGGAGGUGAUGUGAAUAGAGGGGAUAAUAAGGGAAGUUUUCCAUUAUGCAUUGCUUCUCAAAAUGGUCAUCUUGGUGUCAUCAAACAUCUUAUCAGUCAAGGAGCUGAAGUCGAUAAAGGAAAAGAUAGGCCUACUGGUCUGACUUCAUUACACAUUGCAGUUGACAAAGGUCAUCUUGAUGUCAUUAAAUAUCUUAUCAAACUAGGAGCUGAAGUGAAUAGGGGGAAUGAGACUGAAUGGACUGCAUUGCACAUUGCAGCUCAGAAUGGUCAUCAUGAUGUAACAAAAUAUCUCAUCAGUCAAGGAGCUGAAGUGAAUAGAAGAAAUGAUAAUGGAAGUACUGCAUUACACUAUGCAGCUAAGAAUGGUCAUCUUGAUGUCUCCAAAUAUCUCACCCGUCAUGGAGCUGAACUGAAAAGAGGGAAUGACACGGGAGCUGAGGUGAAUAGAAGGGGUGAUAAUGGUUGGACUGCACUACACAGUGCUGCUCACAAUGGUCAUCUUGAUGUCACAAAACAUCUCAUCAGUCAAAGAGCUAAAGUCAAUAAAGGAAAUGAUACUGAAUGGACUGCAUUACACCUAGCAGCAAAGAGUGGUCAUCUUGAUAUAAUAAAAUAUCUUAUCAAAAAUGGAGCCGAAGUGAAUAGAGGGAAUAAUGCUGGUGUGACUUCAUUACACAUAGCAGCUAAGAAUGGUCAACUAGAUGUGACCAAAUAUCUCAUUAGUCAAGGUGCUGAAGAUAAUAAAGGGGAUGAUACUGGGUCUACCGCAUUACAUUAUGCAGCUGAGAAUGGACAUCUUAAUGUCACGUAA
This is a messenger RNA of Lytechinus variegatus (green sea urchin), 1881 nucleotides long. RefSeq names its product ankyrin-1-like. Lineage: Eukaryota; Metazoa; Echinodermata; Echinoidea; Temnopleuroida; Toxopneustidae. Gene Ontology annotation, molecular function: protein binding. Gene Ontology annotation, cellular component: cytoplasm. Bases 1 to 1881 code for a protein of 626 amino acids. The transcript is spliced from 2 exons. The record is from RefSeq and is a predicted model, not a curated record.